CUUUUUUACACAUUUAAAGCUCAGAAAGAGUUCACUCGACACGCAAUUGUCCCUUUCUCUUUUUUUUUUUUCCUGCGUUAAUAAUAAAACUUACCGCAGUUGAAAGGCCUCUCUGUAUUUUUUUUUUCUUUCUCUUUUUCUCUCUCUAUUUUUUUAUUUUUAUUUUUCUGUGAUAAAAGGUAGUUUAGACUAUAAAUACAACUUCUUUACGACCAAAGACACUUUGAAUAGACAAUGAAGAUCAAGAAAUCACCUACAAAGAAGCUUGCACCUUUACCACGUCAGCUCAGUGACUUGAUCAAACAACUUGAAAAUGUUGAAGAAGAAGAGAUUCCUAAUGUCAUUCGAGAAUUAAAGACUUGGAGUUAUGGAAGAGGAGACUUGUUUUAUUGGGUGACAGUAUUAGACAGAUUUGAUGGAAUAUUGAAUAGAAUCUGUAAAGACUACGAACUUAAGGAUAUUCAACGAAAAAGAUUUGAUCAACAUACGAAACACCUUAUUUUAUCAAUCAUUGAAUUUGCAAAUAUUUUGUUUGAAAAUUGUACAAAUAGAAACAUAUAUAACUCAUACGAGCAUUUAACGAUGCUUUUAAAUACUUUUGACAUUGACGUAUUACAAAAAGUACUUCAUUUCAUGAUUCGACCUGCACAAAGAAUAAAUAAUCCCAAGGCUAUACGGUCAUCAUUCACCGUACCUCAAGAUAAAAUAAUCGAAUUGAUCAAAGGAUGGAAUCAAAUACCUAUACAACCUCAUCUAGACAUUUCACCAAAAAUGUUGACUCUGAACCUUCAAUUUUAUCGUACAAGUGAUAAUAAUAAUGCAGAAGAAGGGCUAGAAACGAUCAAUUAUGUAUUCACUGAUCAAGACUUUGAAAAGGAUGAUAUUGAUCUCUUUAUUCAAUUCGUUAAUGAAUAUAAUAUACCAAAGGAGAAUCACUUUGACUUAGCAAACAGAAUACGUAUUAUAAAACAUGUAAAGAAUUUUGAAGAGAGACAAACCCUUUUGGCUAUUCGUAUAUUAUCUAUUGCUAUCAUGGCUCAUGGUGUAUCCGAAAAUACUGCUCAAAACAAGAUUUUUAUAUAUGAACCCUAUUUGGUCUCUCAACUAAUCGAUUUGAUCUCUCCUGAAAAGAAUAUUGACUUGGAAAUUCAAACGUUUGUAUUCUAUGCUUUGGAUGCCAUUACAAGACACAGAAAUAAACUUUCUGAAACCUUGACUGCUAUCAAUGCCUCUGCUAACCAUGGUAUCCUUAUGCAAAUCUUGCGUAGAGUCGGCGCAAAUGAAGAAUAUUCUCCAUCUUUUCUUGAAGCUAUGCUUUCAUUCAUCGCAUGUUUAUUACAAACUCAACAUGGUGGCCAAAUGCUGAUCUCGGCAGGAAUCAUCCCCGUUUUGGUUCAUAUAAUUGGAAAUCACCAAAUCAGUCAACUCAAAGGCAUUGCAAAGGUCGUCGGUUUGCUCGAUACCAUUGUCAAUUCGUUCAACAACUCAUUCACUGCCUUUUGUAACGCCGGUGGAUUAGACACACUCUUGGAAAAGAUCAAGUUGGAAGUAGAAACCGCUUGUUCUUACCAUUCAACCGAACAGACGAAUAUUCCCCAUGACCGACUCUCUGUCAUUAAAAAUAUGCUGAAAUUCUUGUUGAGGAUGAUGGAAUCUUCGGGUACAGCUGAAGGUUUACGAAACCUGAUUGACUCCAGUUUGCCUCAUUCAUUAAAGCUGAUCAUGGAUAAUCCAAAAUCAUUUGGAAACAGUAUCUUUGCCUUGGCUAUCAACGUUUCCACGACACUCAUUCACAGUGAACCAACAUCUCUUCCGAUUUUACAAGAAGUCAAAUUACCUCAAAGCUUUUUACGCACCAUCUCGACAUACGAAACACCAAACAGUGAAGUAUUGAUGGCUGCCGUAAAUGCAUUUGGAGCCAUCUGCUUGAACACUCCAGGCCUCGAUAUGUUUAAUCAAGAAAAGCCCUUACCACACUUUUUUGAAUUGAUGACUUCGUCCGAGUUUUUGAAAACCCCUAUUGAUAUUGAUUGCGCAACUACAUUAGGCUCUACUAUGGACGAGCUGGUUCGUCAUCAUCCAUCACUAAAGCCUGCUGUAUUUGAAUGUGUCACGACUAUGGUCAAGAAGGUACUUGAGAUGGGAUCUGACAUGAAUGGUCCUGGUGCUGCCAAUGAUAACAGUCAUUUAAUUCAAACUCGCUCAACAAGUUCAAUGGAGACUGAUACAACAAUCGAAGAGGAUGACAAGGCCGGAAAGUUUGAGUGUUUACUUGUUUCUUUUAUCGACAUGGUCUCACGAUUCCUCGAAGGCUUGUUUCAAAACACGUCCAACAUUAAGGAGUUUGUCGAGAAAGGAUGCCCGGAGAUGCUUCUGGACUACUAUUCUCUCCCUCUUCUACCUGCCAACUUUUCUGUCACACUUGGCUCUGACUCCCUUGCAUACAUAUUUCGAAUGAUUAGUGAAGUUAGCCCCUUACCUACGAUGAUGGCCAUUGUGACAAAGAUUAAGGAAUCUAUUGGUUUAUUACUGGAUCAAGAUAUCGCAAGACAAAAGAGUAUGAUGGUGGACUAUGUAGACGUCUAUGAGAACGAACAGGACAAGAUUGAUUCUGGAAACAAGCUACUCCGUUCCUUAAUUCAGACGCAUGCUUAUGUCAGCUUACUCUCGAACCUCUGUUGCUGUUCUGUCUUUUCUCAUGGAAAAAAUGGUGUUUCUCUUGUUACAGAAUUCUUGAAUGAAUCCGAAAAUGAAAACGUUAUUCAACUGCUGGGUCGAUUGCAUCGUGUGAUGGUUUGGGAAACUCUGCUUUUCAAGGAAGCCCUGCCUCCUGCUUGGUAUGCUUACAAGCAUCCUACACCAAACAACCCUGCAUUGAAAAAGAACGUCAUGAACAACUCUGAACAUCCUUUAGGAAUCUACAGUUCGACUACUGACUCGAGCCCAGAAGAAAAUGGUAAUGAAACAAGUGCUACUUCAGCUACAACAACUACUUCUGAAAGUGUCCCCCCAGCAAAGGACCCUCGUAUGCUGAACAUCAAGCACUUCAAGAUGAUGUUGAAUGAAAUUUCUAAAUCUGUUCUUCCUAUCUUUCAAGUUGCUAUCAAAGUGUCAGUUAGUCGACGUGCUGCUGGCCCUUUACAGAAGCCCCAAACCUUGAAGCUUUCAAAGAAUUUGGCUGAACUCAUCAAGGAAGAUAUUGAAAAAUUGAACACUACUGAAUGUGAUAUGCCUUGUAAAUAUGAUUAUCUAACGUCAAUAUACACCAUGACAUCUCUUCUUUUACGUGAUGAACGUUCGCAAUCUUCACUUCAAACGCCUAUUGCUCUUGCUCUUGAUAAACGAAAUGGUAUUGACUUACUUUUGGAGAAUCUAAAGUAUUUGUGGAAUACUGUGGUGCAGCUUCACAGCGAGGAUCAAGACAAACACCGAAAGAUAGUAAAACGGAUCAACAACACUAUCGAAAGCCUGCUUGCUGUCCUGCUUCAAAUUAGCUCACCCAAAGCCUUACGUGAUUCAUCCUGUACAUCAUUCUUGGUCAAUAAGGAUAAGAAGGCCAAUGACUACUUUGAUCCACUUGAAUGGAUAGUGGGUGUAGAACUCAAGAUGAUUCCUCUAAAAGAAUAUCUGACCAGUUCUGACUGUUAUCUAUUUUCAAAGACCAUUGUCCAAACUCUCAUAAAAAUAUUUUUGCAAGUCAUGAAAGGAGAAGGAGACUUCUUGACGCACACUGUCGCUACUCGUGGUGGAGACCCUUUCAGUAGCUUCACUGCUCCUCUUAUGACAUCACCCUUUACCCUCCUUCGUACUCCUGCAGUUGCCUCUGAGCAGAAUAUCCAGACUCUAGUGGAAAUGGGUUUUGAAAGAAGAGCUGCUGAGCAAGCACUGACACGCUGUAACAACCAAGUGUCUCGGGCUGUCGAUUACCUAUUUAGUCACCCUGCUACCAUGCUUGGACAAACAGAAAAUACUGUAAGAGGUGCUAUUCCCGAUACUAGCCCUCCUCGUGAAGCCUCUGGUGAAGCUACUGAAGAGACCUCCCAUGACGCUGAACAACAGGCUGAAGAACCACAUGGAUUGUCUGAAACUCCAGCAUUAGAGGAUACAGAUGAAGAAGAAGAGAACGAGGAAGAGGAUAUGGCUUCACACGAUGAAGAUGAGCACAGUGAUAUGGAUGAAGAUAUGGAUCGUUCUGUAGAUCUGUCAAUGUCUAUUUUUGAAUCACGACCUACUGAAGCUUCUGCUGAAUCAAGCUCUUCAACCAACAACAACAACAACAACAACUCUGAAAACACGAGCAACUUGAAACAAGCUCGUCGUGAUCUCUGUAAUUCACUUCCACCCUAUCUCUUGUCACUAACUGACCAGCGAGAGGAUGUUAUUUUUGACACUCGUGACUUGCUAGUAGCAUUAGGUAAACACGACGACAGACCCAAUGGCACUACUGCAGCUGUGACAGAUGCUUCGAUCAAGAUUCUCACUCUGCUUCUCGAUCGCAUCGAAGAAGUUUCCAAGGAUACUUCAAAAUCAGACUUUCUCAACCAUCGUCUUAGACUUCUCGCACUCUUACUCCGUGAGCCACCUAUGCAGUCAAUAAUAUACAAAUUGCCUGAACGUUUCAGUUUCAUGUUUGAUAUGCUUGAUUUUGCUGAAGACGAUCAGCUUCCUGACUGGGUUGCAACACUCUUUUUGGUAUUGGAAGCCUUCAUUGCACAAGCUGAAGAACCAAAGAAAGAAAAACUAAAUUUACCCAGCCAAGAUUCUCCAUCAGACAGUGAAGACAGUAUCAAUGAUCAUGACGAUGAAGACACCAAUAGCAAGAACAAUCUGCAUACGACAGAAGAAGGCCGUGCAACGAUCCAACAUAUUUCUUCUGAACAUUGUAACAAGCUCCUACAGUGCUGUGUUGCACUGUUAAGACGAUCCAAUCUUUCUAGAGACAACAUAUAUUCCGUUUUCCGAAUGGCUGUACGUCUGACAAGGAACCAAGAAUACGCUCGUGCAUUUGUCGAACUUGAUGGUAUCUCGCUAUUGUUUUCCAGACCCAAGAAAAGUUUAGAGGGUAUACAAGGACAGCAAGCAUUCAUUAUCUUAAUUUUACGACACAUCAUCGAAGCUCAACCUGUUUUACGGCGCACAAUGAAAGAUACCAUUGUCAACUGGUUUAUCAAUCCUCGUCCUCGCAAUAUGGAUGUCUCUUCAUUUGUUCGCACAAAUGCACAUGUUGUCCUUCGUGAUCCAAGCACCUUUGUCGAAGUGACCACGGAUACUUGCAGAAUGACAAGAUAUGACGAGUAUGAUAUUGAUCGAACCAUCAAGUUGAAAAAGCGGGAAGAAAGUGUUAAACCUGACAUCAAUGAGGAAGAAAAGAAAUCAUCCGAAACUGUGAUCUACUAUCUUUUGACCGAGAUCAUGGCUACACGUGCCGAGGCUAUAGUAAACAGCAAAAAAGAUAGGACAGCAGAAGAAAAGGAUAAAGAAGACAGUAUUAGCUUUGUUUAUAUAGGCUUCUUGCUUCAAUGUCUUGUUGAGUUGAUAUCGUCCUAUACAUCUUGCAAGCAUGAUGUCUUGAACUUUUGCAAGAAACAGAAUGGCCACCCACGCACUCCAGGUGUCAAGCAUAGAUCUUUUGUAUCUAUGCUCAUCAACGAUCUAUUGCCAUACAACCACAUCAACCCAUAUGCUGAAGAAUCGCGUAAACAGCAAGCUUUAUCUACAUGGACUGCCUCCACUUUGGUCGCCAUGUGCUGUGACACGACACCUAUUUCUGAAAUGUCAGUCCAGCAAAAGAGCGAACUAUAUCAGGUCAGAAAGUACGUGUUGGAAGCCGUCGUGCGCUCUUUGAAGGACGCGAUAGCAUCCAGCGACCCAGCCUCUGUCAAAUAUUCCAAAUAUCUUGUCUUGUCUGACCUUUGCCAUCGCAUCUUGAAUGCAAGACUGAACAUUGGAUCCUCUCUUCCCAGAACCAUAAGCGCUGAAUCCUCUAAUGAAUUGAGUAAAGAAGACGCUGCUAUGAGUAAUUCAAGAAUCAUGUUGGACAAAAACUUUGUUGCUGUCUUAACGUCUGCAGUGAAUGAUGUUGACGUCAGCUAUCCUCAUUCCAAGACUAUACUCAAUGCUAUGUUGAGGCCUUUAGAGCUUCUGACAAGAUUGGCCAUCAACGCAGAUGAUACUGAGGAUGCUAGCGGUGACUCUAACAAGGAUGAUGCGGACAGAAUGGAUACUGCCGAAGAGAGCUUACAAUUACCAGCGAGCCAAGGCGAUGAAAACGAAGGUGCUCCUGAUCUUUAUAGAAAUUCUGCUUUAGGUAUGUAUGGUAAUGUAAUGGAAGAAGAAGAGUACGGCAGCGAAGAUUAUAGUGAUGUGUUUGGUUCUUCUGUCGAAGAAGAAGAAGAGUUUGAUGAAGAAAGUGAAAGUGAUCUUUCAGACAUGAGUGAGGGCGAAGAUGAAGGUGAUGGCGAUGAAGAAAUGGAAGCGAUCAUUCAUGGUUAUGAUGAGGACGAGAUGGAUGAAGAUGACGACUCUGAUGACAUUGAUGACAUUGAUGCCGAAGCUGAAUUGAUUGAUGACGAGGACGAAGAAGAUGGAAAUCGUGAGAUGACUUGGCACUUGGAGGAUAUUGAAGAAGACUCAAGUAUCAUCCGUGGCGGCUCUGUUAAUGCUGAUGAACGCGAGGAUCAGAGCCCUGGUAUUCGGGCUGCUGAUAUUCCCUAUGAUGAAGAGGAAGAUGAAUUGGAUGCUUUAUCUGAUUUUGAAGAUGCUUCAGAGAACUUGGAUGCUGAAUCUGAAGCAGAUCUCAUUUCUGACGGCAUGGUUCUCGAUGCUGAUGACCUUGAUACUCCAUUUCUCAACACUGAAGAGAAUGAUGAGUUUGAAGAAGGCGAUGAAUAUGAUGGUGCCCCACGUACGAUUAUUCCUAUCGGAUUUAGACGAAGACUGCCUAAUGCUCGUCGUGCCUUGAUCGAAGGAGUUGGAAGAACAAUGAGAACUCCAACCAACAUUAACGGACAGGAGGAUGUCAUUACCCAUCCCCUUCUGUCCAAUAACCCUACCACGCAAACCGUAAGUGGCGGUAGUACCUUAAGAGCUGCCCUUAACGACCCACUUCCUCGAAGAGGUCAUGGUACUGGUUUCAGUAACUGGCAGGAAUUUGAGGAAAUGAUCGGAGGUAAUGCUAUACGCAUGCUUGAAUCUUUAUUAACGAAUGUUCCUUCUGGAAAUCAAGGCAGUCACGUCCGAGUAGACGUCUCGAAUGGUCCAGGAGGAGUAUUCAGAUCCUUUGAGUUUGAUCGUCCACCCAAUGCUCAAAACCCUCAAGGAGGAGCUGCCAAUGGCCCUUCCAAUGACCACAUACAAAAGGGAAUUGCGAUCUUGCAAGAUUUCCAGCCUAUGACAUCCAAUGACCGCUGGAACCAAGAAGCUCGCAUGAUGUUUGGUAGCAACUUGAGCGAAAAGGCACUAAAAGUAGUCAAUUCCAUAUUGAAUAUCCUUGUGCCUAUCGCAAUUGAAGAUGGCAAGAUUGCACGAGCUGAAGAAGAAAAGAGACGUCAAGAGCAGCGUCGCAAGGAAGAAGAAGAACGACGUAAGGCUGAAGAGGAAAAAUGGCGCUUGGAAAAAGAAGCACGACAAGCUGCUUUGGAAGCAGCGGCUCAACAGCAAGAACAUAACGAAGAGGCUCAGAAAGAGCAGGCUGAUGUAAAUACUCAAGAAACUGAAGCAUCGAGCAGUGCUAUGGAUGUAACAACUACUGAAGGCGAACCUGCUGAUGGAAACACAGAAGAGCGUACAAUUGUUGUGGUCCAUGGUGAGCCUGUUGAUAUUUCAGGCACUGGAAUUGAUGUAGAAUUUUUGGAAGCCCUUCCAGACGAUUUACGAGAAGAAGUUAUUAACCAGCAAAUUCGCAAUCAUCCUCAGACCAACCUACAGCCAGAAGACGAUUCGAUUAGUCCUGAGUUCUUGGAUGCUCUGCCACCAGAAAUUCGAGAAGAAGUUCUACAUCAAGAAGCCAUCGAAAGGGAAAGACGCGAUAGACAUAACCGUCAGACAACACAGGCAACCACUGAUUCUUCUAACGCGGCCAAUAUCCCCUCUUCUUCAGCUGCUGAGGAUGCACUUGCCUCUCGCAGACGCUAUUCUUCAGAAAACCAAAAUGAUGAGCGAACAUCAUCUAAAAAGAAGACAAAGCACCGCAGACGUGAUGCUGCUGCCCAGUUGAUUGAUAAGCCACAGCUUGCUACACUAGUGAGACUCCUGUUCAUACCUCAAAGUAUUUCCAAGUCUCUACUCAAUCGAUUACUGCUCAACCUGUGUGAAAACAGCAAGACGCGAAGUGAUCUUUUAUCAUACCUUGUAUGCGUACUUUAUGAUGGCAACACGGAUCUUGCCUCAGUUGAUAAUAGCUUUGCUGCACUCUCUACUGGAAAAGCGAGCAAGAAUCCUCAAAAAACAACCAAGCCAUCAACAUCACCAAAUGCUGAAAAUGUUCCCAACUAUGUCAUUCAACGCUGUUUGGAAGCAUUAUCACAUAUCAUAUCUUGUAAUGAGCAAUCGCUGGCUUACUUUUUAACAGAAAGUGAAUCCUUGGCCGGUCUGAAGAGAUCUUCAAGCAUAAGAAAAGGCAAAAGCAAAGAAAAGGCGUCCAGUAGUUGGAAUAAGUAUCCUAUACUUGUAUUAAUGAGCCUGUUAGAUAGACCAGUAUUUAUCAACAAUUCCUCAUUAAUGGAGCAAUUGAUGGAGCUGUUGUCAGUUAUGUGCAGACCAUUCCCUGUUUUGGUCAAGAAAUAUCAAGAGAAGUUAGAAAACAAGCAGAAAGACCCAAGUUUGGAUGAAAAAUCUAUGCCUAAACCGCCAACUAUCUUGGACUCUUAUCUAAAGCUUAUAGUUCAUGUGCUUACUAACGGCGAAUGCUCCAGCAAGACGUUCCAAUAUACCUUGAAUGCCAUAUCACACCUCUCUGCUUUAGAAGGAGCUCAGCAGACAAUUGUGAACGAACUAAUUGCGGAUGCUAAGAAAUCUGGUGCUCAAAUACUUAAAGAUCUUGCUAACCUUGUUGAAGUUCUUGAGAACGCAAUGCCUGGUACCGAAAUUAGCAGCAAUGUACUUGCGCCUUUCUCUGCAUCUACCUCUUACCAAGCCAAGUUAUUACGUGUACUGAAGACAAUAGACUAUAUGUUCUCACGCAAAUUGAGCAACAAAGACAAGACUACCAAUGAGGAAUUGGUGGCUAAGAAUGAAAAGCAGAUGUUGCAAAUCUAUGAAGAGCUUGACUUUUUACCUCUUUGGCAGACGCUAGGCAACUGUCUAUCUGUUGUUCGUGAAAAGGAAGAUCUGAUCAAUGUUGCUACUGUACUCUUACCUUUGAUUGAGUCCUUCAUUAUUGUUUCUAAAUGCACAGCAGAGAAGGGCCAAGGCAAUCAUGAAUAUUCGAAUGUUGCAACCGCACCAGAAACUGGCUCAACAGAUUCCUUCUUCUUUGCAUUCACUGAAAAACACAAGAAGGUUCUGAACAUUAUGGUUCGUAACAAUCCUGCACUCAUGAGUGGAUCCUUUGCUUUACUUGUCCGCAACCCCAAGAUGUUAGAAUUUGACAAUAAGCGCAACUAUUUCUUCCAGCAAUUACACAAACGUACAGGGCCUAGAGAGACUUAUCCUCAAUUGCAGCUUAAUGUUCGCCGACAGUAUGUAUUUGAAGAUUCUUAUCACCACUUCCAGAUAAGAACAGGUGAUGAAAUUAAAUACGGCAAGUUGGCUGUCAGUUUCUAUCAUGAAGAAGGUUUGGAUGCUGGUGGUCUCACUCGUGAAUGGUUCUCUGUUUUAGCAAGACAGAUGUUUGACCCCAACUAUGCAUUGUUUAUCACAUCCGCUGCCGACAAGCUAACAUACCAGCCAAACCGUGCAUCUGCAGUGAAUCCUGAUCACCUGAGCUAUUUCAAGUUUGUUGGUCGAGUCAUUGGCAAGGCUAUCUAUGAUGGACGUCUUUUGGAUGCCUACUUUACAAGAUCAUUUUACAAACACAUUUUGGGUCGACCAGUGGAUUAUAGAGAUGUUGAAGCCAUUGACCCAGAAUAUUACAAGAGUCUUGUUUGGAUGCUUGAAAAUGACAUUACAGAUAUCAUCGAUUUGACCUUUAGCAUUGAAAUUGACUACUUUGGCACCAAAGAAACAAUUGAUCUCAAGCCUAAUGGUAGAAAUAUACCAGUAACCGAAGCAAACAAGCAUGAAUACGUUGCUCUUGUUACUGAACAGAAACUGACGACAGCCAUAAAAGACCAGAUCAAUGCAUUCGUUCAAGGCUUCCAUGAAAUUAUUCCAGCCUCAUUAAUCCAAAUUUUUAAUGAACAGGAGCUUGAAUUGUUGAUUUCUGGUCUACCCGAUAUUGAUAUUGACGAUUGGAAGAACAACACGGUAUACGAAGGCUAUACAGCAGCCUCUCCUGUUGUACAAUGGUUCUGGCGUGCUGUUCGAAGCUUUGACCAAGAAGAACGUGCUAAAUUGCUUCAAUUCGCUACAGGUACAUCCAAGGUGCCUUUAGAAGGCUUUGCGCAUCUUCAAGGUUCAAACGGUAUACAAAAGUUCCAAAUUCAUAAGGACUUUGGCGGUGAAAAUAGACUUCCUUCUGCACAUACAUGUUUCAAUCAAAUAGAUCUACCCGAAUAUGACUCAUACGAAAGCUUACGUGCCAAUCUUUUCAAAGCGAUUAGUGAAUGUUCAACUGGUUUUGCUUUUGCAUAAUGACGAUAUAAUAUAUCUUUAUAUAUUUUUCAUAGUAUUAAUAAUAUAAUAAUAAUAAUAAAAAGGCUUAAAAACAAUGUAAAGAAGAGAGAUGAAGGAUGA
This is a messenger RNA of Rhizopus microsporus ATCC 52813, 10833 nucleotides long. RefSeq lists its product as uncharacterized. Gene Ontology annotation, biological process: proteasome-mediated ubiquitin-dependent protein catabolic process; positive regulation of protein catabolic process; protein polyubiquitination. The record is from RefSeq and is a predicted model, not a curated record. The transcript is spliced from 12 exons. Gene Ontology annotation, molecular function: protein binding; ubiquitin-protein transferase activity. NCBI's taxonomy places the organism in Eukaryota, Fungi, Mucoromycota, Mucoromycetes, Mucorales, Rhizopodaceae. The coding region runs from base 235 to 10731 and encodes 3498 amino acids.